AUGGUUCCUCCGGUUCCCACAAAAGACAAUGUCGACCUAGAAUGUUUCCUCGUAACUAAACAUUCAUGGAAAGGCAAAUAUAAACGCAUUUUAUCUAUUGGCACCGCAGGCAUUUCCACGUACAAUCCGGAUAAAUUUGAUCUCACAAAUCGUUGGACAUAUUCAGAUAUUAUUGCUGCUGCCCCAAAUAAAUCAAAUAUUCCUAAUGAAUUUGUGCUUACAAUAAAAAAAGAUAAAAAACUCGACUCAAUAAAAUUAUCAUCAGAAUACCGCAACGAUAUUUUAAGCUCAAUAUUAAAGUAUUACAAAGAAUUUGCUGAUAAACCGAAAAAUGUCCAACGUUUUAAUGGAUAUAAAUACCAUUGGUCAGGAAUUACUUUACCGACAGUGCUGGAGGUGACACCUUGCUCUUUGGAUCAGUUGGAUCCUACAACCAAUGAACUGCUCACUAGUUACAUGUACAAGGAUAUCGAAGGAAUAAUAGGAAUUUCAGAUUAUGAGGGCGGCAUUGUAAUGGCAUAUGGCGGAUUUAGCCGCCUACACCUAUUCAAAGCGGAUAAUCAUCAUGAAAUUGUACAAAACAUAGCUCAACGUUCAUCACAAUUUCUUAGUAUUGAAACGAAAAUUCUCAAAAGCCAAAUAACUUUGGAUCAAUUUGAGCGUCAAAGAUUUGGAAAGUUUAGUGAUGAUCAGUUUCAAACAUCAAUGACUGAAUUUACGGUACAAAAGAUUUCAAAUCGUCAUCCUGAACCAGUUAAACGUAUACUCUGUCUCACCGAAACAACUUUACUCGAGAGAGAUCCUCAAACAUAUAGUGUUUGCACGCUGAGACCUUUGUCAGAUGUUUUUGCGUUAAUAAGAGACAAGGAUAAUUUGCAAAAAUUUUGUAUUGAGUACAAAAAUGGUAUUGUGUACAGCAUGUCCACACCGAAGAGCAGUCAUGGCAAUGCUAGCAGUUUUGGUGGCGCUAGCACUGGUGGGCGCAGUGCUGAUCCGAAAGAGAAACUACGUCGUAUACCGAGUGUACAGCCAGGUGCAUUAAUUUGUCAACAUCUCAUUAAGGAAGGCACAUAUGGCAGAAUCUACGCUGGCAAAUUGGGUGACUCUUGUGAUGUGUUGAUUAAAACUGUUGUUGAUGGCGCUUCACUAACCCAAGUAGCAUGUUUACUACAGGAUGCGUCAAUGCUAAUUGGAGUCGCUCAUUUAAAUGUGUUACCACCUUUGCUAGCUAAUACUGAUUUGCCAGGACCACCAGAAAUUGCAUAUCCAUAUCCGUCCAAGGGAAAUUUAAAAAUAUUCUUACAAAAAUCACGUGAAAUGAACUCCCCGUUAAGCACUCGUCAACUUGUGGAAUUUGGCUUACACGUUUCCAAAGGACUGGCACAUCUUCACUCAUUGGGUAUAAUACACAAGGACAUUGCAACUCGGAACUGCUAUUUGGACAUCGACGCUCAUGUUAAAAUUUGCGACAACGCUCUAUCACGUGAUCUCUUUCCCGAUGACUAUCACUGCGUAGGAGAUAAUGAAAAUCGACCACUUAAAUGGAUGGCAUUAGAGUCUCUGCAGAAGAAAUACUUUUACACCACAUACAGUGAUAUAUGGAGUUUGGGUGUAUUUUUCUGGGAAUUAGCUACACUUGCAAUGCCACCAUUUGAGGAAGUAGAUAUUUUUGAAUUGAUGCCAUAUCUCGCAGACGGAUUUCGUUUGGGUCAGCCUAUUAAUUGUCCAGAUGAAUUUUUCACUGUCAUGUCCUGUUGUUGGCUUGUAGAACCAAAGCAACGACCAUCAUUUCCGCAGCUCGUAGCUUAUUUACAAGACUUCCAUGAAGACUUGGGCAAGUACAUCUAAGCUAUUCGCAAUAGUGUAUAUGACACGACUGAAGCUGCAUUUACAUGCGAUUGUUUCACAGGAGGAAGGCAGUUGUCCUUAAGUAAUUAAGUGGUAUCAAUUUUUUGCAUUUUAGUAAAUUAAUAUUACGUAUACAUUAAUUAAAUAUUUACA
Messenger RNA from Teleopsis dalmanni, 2001 nucleotides. RefSeq names its product dnaJ homolog subfamily C member 13-like. Gene Ontology annotation, cellular component: endosome membrane. The transcript is spliced from 9 exons. Lineage: Eukaryota; Metazoa; Arthropoda; Insecta; Diptera; Diopsidae. The record is from RefSeq and is a predicted model, not a curated record. Gene Ontology annotation, biological process: endosome organization; regulation of early endosome to late endosome transport; receptor-mediated endocytosis. Gene Ontology annotation, molecular function: ATP binding; protein kinase activity. Bases 1 to 1848 code for a protein of 615 amino acids.